GUAGCCAUGGUUUUAAUUCUACUAGUUGCCAUUCCCCUGCUGGUCCACACAACCAAAGCAGGAAACACGGCAAGUGAAGGGAGCCAUUAUGAAAUGUUGGGAAGCUGCCGAAUGGUCUGCGAUCCCUUCACCACCUCUCAGCCGGGCCAGGAAUUAACAGCGGUGUCUCCGCCACCCCAGGAUUACUCUGGGAAGAAGAUCAAGUCCGGCAUCCGAGGACCUCCUGGGAUCCCUGGCCCCCAGGGAGCACGCGGGCCCCCUGGGGAGCCAGGCAAGCCGGGGCCACAAGGUCCUCCCGGUCCAGGUCCUGGCGGCUACUCUCCCUCCCUCUACACCCCUAAAAUAGCCUUUUACGCAGGGCUUCGCAAGCAGCACGAGGGAAGCGAAGUGCUGAAGUUUGAUGAUGUGGUAACGAACGUGGGCAACUACUACGAGCCCAGCACUGGCAAGUUUACCUGCCCCUUGCCUGGCAUUUACUUCUUCACCUAUCAUGUGCUCAUGAGAGGAGGUGAUGGUACUAGCAUGUGGGCGGACCUGAAGAAGAACGGGCUGGUCAGAGCAAGUGCCAUCGCUCAGGACGCCGAUCAAAAUUACGACUACGCAUCCAACAGUGUGAUCUUGCAUUUGGAUGUCGGCGAUGAGGUGUGCGUGCAGCUGGAUGGGGGCAAGGUCCACGGGGGAAACACAAACAAGUACAGCACCUUCUCUGGAUUCCUCAUCUACCCAGACUGA
Nerophis lumbriciformis (worm pipefish) is the source of this 732-nucleotide messenger RNA. The record is from RefSeq and is a predicted model, not a curated record. Lineage: Eukaryota; Metazoa; Chordata; Actinopteri; Syngnathiformes; Syngnathidae.